Molecule: messenger RNA, 914 nt
Organism: Rubroshorea leprosula
Lineage: Eukaryota; Viridiplantae; Streptophyta; Magnoliopsida; Malvales; Dipterocarpaceae
Source: the annotation of a GenBank genome assembly
CCGUUUGUUCUGCUCUUCUUCUUGUCUUCCCGCUGCAGCCACCCGAAGAGAAAAAAAAGGGGAACCCGACAGCCAUGCUUGAGGAAACCGGUAGAGAGCUUGAUUUUUCCCUUCUUUUCUUGUCCAAGAACCUGAUUUGGAACCCAGAAAUUCUCCCCCCUGCUGGAAAAUCCCGGAUCUGCUCUGUCUUUCCUCCCCUGUCCGCCGGCUGCUCUUGCUUGUGGGUGUGAUUUUCGGUCUUUCUUGGUGAGAAGCAGCCAUGAAUUCAUCUCUUUAGCUUUGAAUUACCUUGGGUUUACCUUAAUUGCUCUUGAUUUCUCCAACUUUUGAGGUAGGCCGUGAGCUUCUUCUCCAAAUUGCCGCCGGCCUCUUCUCCCCUUGCAGCUCCGGUUUCUACAGCUGGAGAAUUAUGGUUCCCGAUCGUUCUGCCAAUUAGCACUGAAAUUGAGUGCUCGGUUUUAUGCGAGUGAGGUAAGUAAUUUAUGGUAAUGCCCGUACUGUUUUAAAAGCAUGUUUUGAUUUGUUUUUGAAGUGGUGGUGGGACUAAACUCGUUUUACACGAGCAUGAUUGAUUUGAAGUAAAAUGUUUUAUGCUUUUCAUUAAAUUGAGCAUACCUACUUGAAAUUUAAGUGACUGUCCUGAUGAUCUGAAAGUGAUUGUGAAUUGUGAUUUUCCUGUUAACUUCUGCCUGUUUUGUCUCCGAUUUGGUCAUGUUAUUCGUGACCCUACUAGUGGGGGAGGUUAUAAACACUAGCACAUGUCGACAUGUUAGUGAGAGAGCUGGUUCGUUCAACCCAGCUAGUGGGGGUUAUACACUAGCAAAUCGUGGCCCUGCUAGUGGGGAUUAUACACUGGCCGUGACCUAUAGAGGAGACGUCUAUUUCGUGCCCGUACUGUAUCUAUUUUCGUGAUU